AUAAAACUUUCAGCUUUUUCCUCAACUUUUUUCACAACAUCCAUCCAUAAUCACUUCAUAUAUGGUGUAUGUGUAUCAAUACCCCGUCAGAAAAUCACUUUUCCUUGUCCUCCAAGUCACUGCUUUUCUUCACUUUUUCUGCUUCUCAACCUCUCCCCCUGCAAUGUUCUUGAAAUGGCUCCAAAUGCAAACGCAGUUUCACUUUCACGAACUGAGAGCUUUGAGAGUGUUUGCAGAGAAAUUCAUGAUUCUUUGGGGGAGGAGAAAAGGCUUGUUCAAGUUCUGGUUGGUUUGAGCCAGGCUGAGUGCCGAAAAGUUAGAGAAACAUACAUGGAACUUUAUGGGGAGGACUUAGUUCAAAAGUUUGAUCCAGGGCUCCAAUUCUUGCUCUGUUUGAUGCUUGAUCCAUUUGAGCGUGAUGCAGUUUUUGCAAGAGAGUCUCUUCAUGGAAACAAUAGUGUCAAUUACAAGGCCUUAGUCGAAAUAUUUACGUGCCGAAAAUCGAGCCAUGUUCUUCUCAUACUACAAGCCUAUCAUGCAAAAUAUAGGAGCCAGUUAGACCUUGACAUUGCCAGCAUUGAGCCUCCCCAUCCUUACCAAAAGCAGAUGUUGAUGGCAUUGUCUGCAUCACACAAGGCACACCACGCUGAUGUUAGUCAACACAUUGCAAAAUGUGAUGCAAGAAGGCUGUUCCAAACAGGGGAGGGGAGGCCGGGAGCUAUUGAUGAGGCUGUUGUUCUUGAGAUCUUUAGUAAAAGGAGCAUUGGACAGCUCAAGCUAACAUUUUUCAGCUACAAGCAUAUUUAUGGGCACAGCUACACCAGUUUUCUGAAAAAUGAGGACUCGGGAGAAUUUGAAGAUGCAGUGAGAGUUGUUGUGAAAUGCAUAUGCAGCCCACCAAGAUAUUAUGCUGAGGCGCUGUAUGGAUGCUUGAAGGGGACGACGAACGACAAGGCUGCCUUGGUGCGUGUUAUGGUGAGCCGGACAGAGGUUGACAUGGAUGAGAUCCGCUGCAACUUCAAAAAGAAAUACGGCGUGGAAUUGAAGAAUGUCAUAUGUGAGACUACUCCGGAAGGGAACCACAGAGACUUUCUUGUUGCAUUGGCUACCAAGACCUCAACUUGCUAGUGAAAAAUCCGGCCCAAAAUCUUUAUAUCUAGAUAUCGGGCUUGCAAAUGUAUUCUGCCGAGGAAGAGACAAUGAGAAGUUGUAGGAGGUUAGGAGCAGAGGAUCUCUUCCUGGCCCUUGUUGUUUAUUCUUAAUCUCAUGUUUAUAUGUCAGUGAACAUCAAAUGCCCAAGCUUGAUGGUUUUCUUGACUAGAAGAUCCAAUACUUCCCUGUUUAGAUUGAGGGGCAAUUUGAAGCACAUGGAGUUAACUGAAGCUCUAAUGAUGAAGAAAACUCGAAACUGAGGUAGUAUAAUAUCGAUUGUAUAUUGAUAAAGAUGUUACAUACAUAGAACGUACAUGUAAAAUGAAAUACGAGAUGCAACAGUUGUUUCCUUCAAAGCUGAGAGUUUCGAUUGAGCUUGUACUAUAUUUAUCGGGAA
Sesamum indicum (sesame) is the source of this 1549-nucleotide messenger RNA. The record is from RefSeq and is a predicted model, not a curated record. NCBI's taxonomy places the organism in Eukaryota, Viridiplantae, Streptophyta, Magnoliopsida, Lamiales, Pedaliaceae.